CCCGGUAUGGCGGAAACACGACAGCUUACCUUUUUCAUGGAAGCAUGAGCGCCAGUGAAGAAAGAACAAAUUGAAAGAAUUGAUCGUCGGGAUGGCAAAUUAGGGUUUUCCUUCAAUUGCCAAAAGCCAUUGAAAUUUUCCGGGAAUCAGUUCCAGCAACCUCCAUUGCCAAUCCGUCGUUUCCGAAUAAUAUGGCAGGAAGAAAUCGUGUCAGUCGCCAUCCCGAAAAUUUCAGAGAUUUUCGAGAUGGGCUGCCUCCACCUCUUCUUACACGACGCCUUGGACCACUUCCUCCUCUUCAUCCUGCAGCUUUGGAAGAAGAACUUGAAAUUAAACAUAGAGAGAUGCAGAGGAUCGUUGCUGAGAAUCGUGCUAUUAUAGAUGACAAUACGCAUCUGCAGCGAGAACUAAGGGCUGCUAAGGAUGAGAUCCAUAGAUUAGGGCAGGGUAUACUGAAACUUCGGGCGGAAAAAGAGGCGCAGAAAAGGGAAUUAAUUGAUAAUAAACUGAAACUAGAAGCCCUGCUGCGCGCUGCUGAACCUGUGAGAAAGGAGGUUGUGCAGCUUAGAAAUGAAGUUCAGAAACUGAACGCUAUAAGGCAGGAUUUGUCUGCCCAGGUACAGGGUCUCACUAAGGAUGCCACUAGAUUACAAGCUGAGAACCAGCAGCUAAUUCCCAUGAGGGCUGAUUUCGAUGUUCUCCGCAAAGAGCUUUAUGAGGCCAGGCGAGCUUUAGAAUUCGAGAAGAAAGCCCAUGAGGAACAAGCUGAACAAAAGGAUGCAAUGGAAAAGAAUCUUGUUUCCAUGGCUCGUGAGAUUGAGAAGCUGCGGGCAGAGCAGCUCAACGCAGAGAGGAGAGUACAGGGACUCGGUAUUGGUGGUUACGGGAUGAUGAAUGGAAGCCCUGAAAUGAGAUAUCAGGGCAGCAGAUAUGGAGAUGGGUAUGGCAGUGCUUGGGGACAUUAUGAUAAUAAGCGUCAAAGGCGCUGACAUAUGUUCUCAAACAUGAAUGUCAGAGAGUAAGUGAGAGAUUCUCCAGAUGGUUUAACUGCCAAUUUAGCUGUCUUCUUGGGUGGAGAAAUGAUUGCGAAGCCUGAGUUCCAUUUCAGCUCAUCUUCUGAGCCUUGGCCUCUGUUGCAGCUGGGAAUUGUAGCUCCAUUCAUCCUAGCAGUCAUCAUCCAACCAUAUAGUACAUUUUUAAGGGGCGAUCCUUUCAAUUUUCCUUAUAAUCUCCCCUGUCCACCAUAAAAUUGUAAUAUCAAGCAGCCCCUUCUCGGACAUGGUCUUCCUGUAGAAUCUUUGCCUUUCCAUGUUUAUAAUUGUCGAGCUGCGCUACUUUGGAGCCAUUGUAGGUUUGUCUGUAUAAAAAGAUUGAGUUAAGCUUCUCAUUUAAUCGUCUUGCACAGAUUUUCUAUGUUUUACUUAAAGUAAUGCAAAACACUGCACCUUGCCGUUGUUGUUU
Messenger RNA from Punica granatum (pomegranate), 1461 nucleotides. NCBI's taxonomy places the organism in Eukaryota, Viridiplantae, Streptophyta, Magnoliopsida, Myrtales, Lythraceae. The record is from RefSeq and is a predicted model, not a curated record.